CCGCAAGUUCAUUAAAAAAGCCUUUGGGAACGAGAAUAUAUAUAGGAUGAUGAUGAUGAUGAUUGCGUACACAUAGCAAGAUGGCGAUGAUGUGAUGUGAAGGUGUGCAGGCUAUUCCUUUUCCGCUAAUCGUGACUGCACAUAUUGCACUACCAUUUCUCAGCGUAAUGUUUCUGGUCGGUUUGACCGGCGGGAUUGCCACUGGAAAGAGCACGGUGGCAUCGAUGCUACGUGGUCUUCACGUUGAGGUCAUUGACGCAGAUCAAGUCGCCCGUCAAGUGGUGGAACCCGGUACGAGGGCUUGGAAAAAGAUCCGGCACGAGUUUGGAGAUGAGGUUAUUCUGGACAAUGGUCAGAUCGAUCGAUCGCUUUUGGGGCGCAUCAUUUUUGCUGAUCCCGAGAAACGGCGUCGACUAAACAGCAUUACACAUCCUGAGAUCUACCGGUCCAUCGGAUGGAAGUGUUUGUAUCUCAUGUUUAGGGCCCACCAGUUUGUCGUCAUCGACUUACCCUUGUUAUACGAAACGAAAGGCAUGUUACCUUACAUAAAUAAGGUGAUAGUUGUAAGUUGCAGUUCCAAGCAACAGCUUGACAGAUUAAUUGCUAGGAACGGCUACACUGAGGAAGAAGCCAAGAGUCGAAUUGAAGCUCAAUUGCCUCUUUCAGACAAAUGUGCUAUGGCCGAUUUUGUGGUGGACAAUACGCAGGACGAACAACAUGCACGAAGACAAGUUGUCGAGAUAGUUGACAAGCUCAAAAGUUCAUACACACAUUGGAAAGUACGCACAAUACUUUUGUGCUUUCUUGCAGGAGUUGUUGGUUCUCUUACUUGGGUGCUAUCGCAUCUAUAAUGGACAAAUAUAUCAUUUUUUAAUGAAUA
This is a messenger RNA of Ornithodoros turicata, 880 nucleotides long. It is a transcript of the gene Dpck, whose product is annotated as dephospho-CoA kinase domain-containing protein-like. The transcript has a single exon. Bases 168 to 851 code for a protein of 227 amino acids. Gene Ontology annotation, biological process: coenzyme A biosynthetic process. Gene Ontology annotation, molecular function: ATP binding; dephospho-CoA kinase activity. The record is from RefSeq and is a predicted model, not a curated record. Lineage: Eukaryota; Metazoa; Arthropoda; Arachnida; Ixodida; Argasidae.